Messenger RNA from Scleropages formosus (Asian bonytongue), 1357 nucleotides. RefSeq names its product HCLS1 associated protein X-1 (gene hax1). Gene Ontology annotation, biological process: regulation of actin filament polymerization; negative regulation of apoptotic process. Gene Ontology annotation, cellular component: mitochondrion; actin cytoskeleton; clathrin-coated vesicle. The coding region runs from base 117 to 1001 and encodes 294 amino acids. The record is from RefSeq and is a predicted model, not a curated record. Lineage: Eukaryota; Metazoa; Chordata; Actinopteri; Osteoglossiformes; Osteoglossidae. The transcript has 7 exons.
GCGCCUGUGUCACUGCUACUCGAGUCCGGCUGGACACAAGAGUUCUGCGACGUCGCUAACACUCACAGUACUGACGCAACCGCGGACAGGGCAAGAGCAAGUCCGCUUGCUUUUAAAUGAGCGUUUUUGAUUUAUUUCGCAGUUUUUUCGGUGUCCCUGGUGGACGCUACAACGGAGACAGACAAAGGGAUUCUUUCUUUGAUGGGAUGACCCAUGAUGACGACGAUGAUGAUGACGAUGACCAGUGCGAGGGCGAAUGCCACAGCGGUGGCUACGGGGGCCGGCCACAGGACUCUUUUGACGAGGCCCUAAGGUUCGGCUUCAGCUUCGGACCUUCUGGAUUUUGGGUUCAAGAGCCCCAGUUGUUUGGUCACAUUCUCAAGCAGAUGGAGGAACUCUUCUCUCCAGGCUCCUGGGAGCAACAGCCAGGCUUCAGACAUUUUGACAUCCCUCAGAUUGAGCAGCCUCCUGGGGAGCAUGGUGAUGCAGUGGCCAAGGGUGGCUCUCUCAGAGACUUCAUGCUUAAAUCUCCAGACGGCCCCGUCCCUCCUGCAUCCCAGCAGCCGUCCGGUCCGCCUUACUCGUUGCCUCACAAGGGGCCUUUUUCUAAGUUUAGUGACCUUUGGAGGGAUGUACCAAAAAGGGGAGUGGAAAUGGAGACAGAUAAGAAGGACAGUGAUUUGGACUCACUGGUGUCCUCAGAGGGUUUAGACCAGAUAUCACCUCCAUCUACAUCGUCUCAGCCCAAAAUCAGAUCUUUCUCUCAGUCAGUAACAAUCACUAAGGUUGUGGCACCUGAUGGGAGUGUCGAGGAAAGGCGUACUGUGAGAGACAGUGAUGGGAAUGAGGAGACCACAGUCACACGUUCAAGGGGUUCUGGGGCCAGUAGGGGAUCUCAGAAACGGCUUGAUCCCCCAGCACCUGAUAUCUUUUCACCUUCUGAUGGACUACAGGAUGAUUUUUCCAUUUUCUCCAAGUUUUUUGGUGGAUUCAAACGCUGAUGAAGAGCGGAAGUACUGUUGGGUACUUUCUGGAUUGUUGCUGCUGUUCUCAAAUGCAGUAAUUCAGCAUUUAGGGUCAGCAAGUUCUUUCAUUACAGCCCAACUGAAGUCAGCCAGGAUUAAUGGUCUGUUACAAUUGAUAAUGCCUUCCUUGUUGUAAAAUACCUAAGGUUACAUGAUAGUUUGUGCUAUUGUUUAUUCAUAACUUUGGAGCAUUGCUUUGUAAUCAAAGAUGGUCUGAAAUUAAGAAAGCAAUGUGGUAAAAGCUUGCUAAUGUAAUAUUUUCAGUGAUUUAUUUUACAAAUAUUUCUUUGACUCAUUUAGAUAACUAAAUAAAGGAAUCAAAAUAUUGCAAU